CAUAUGGAACCGAGGCAGUUUCAGCCACCAGAUCCCUGAGCCGGCAGUCAACGCAGUGGCCUCGAAGCUGUAACAACAUCUCGCGUCCGCUCCGCCACUAAAGCUGAUAUUGAAACUCUCCCGAGAAUCGCGAUACUGAAAACGUGUUAUCGCGUGUUUAUUGAUAAGGUUCUACGAUAUAUACUACACCGAAACAUUCGCCGUCGGCCAAAAGUGUACUGUGCACAUCGAAUGUGCUAAUUGAAAAGCGAAAAAUGUUGCAAACGCUUGCAAAUUGAUCAAACAUCUCGAUCUCGGAUAUACGAAUUUAUACUGCUUAUUAAUAGCUGGUGAAGAAUUAUAUUACAUAAUACAAAUAAUAUAUCGCAUGCAGACGGCGGCUUUUGUGGGACGCUUGACAAACUGAUCAAGUCGUCGUCGUCGCUGUCUUCGUUGUUUUCUAUUAUAUAUCAUCUAUAUAACCUGGCUGCGAUCGGGUUCGAUUCCCAGGCUAAAGCUGGCGACAGAAUUUCGUGCAAAAGACUUGGAUUAAAAACCGCCAAAAUUGUGGAGGCAAUUAAAAUGAAGACUGAGCUGCGUUCCUGCGCAGCGUGUGGGGAACCAAUCUCGGAUAGGUUUUUCCUGGAGGUCGGCGGCUGCUCCUGGCACGCCCACUGCCUCCGCUGCUGCAUGUGCAUGUGUCCUCUGGACCGCCAGCAGUCCUGCUUCAUCCGCGAGCGGCAGGUCUACUGCAAGGCCGACUACAGCAAAAAUUUUGGCGCCAAGUGCUCAAAGUGCUGUCGGGGGAUCUCCGCCUCGGAUUGGGUGCGUCGGGCGCGGGAGCUGGUCUUCCACCUAGCCUGCUUCGCCUGCGACCAGUGUGGCCGCCAGUUGUCCACCGGCGAGCAGUUCGCCCUCAUGGACGACCGGGUGCUCUGCAAGGCUCAUUAUCUGGAGACGGUCGAGGGUGGCACCACUUCCAGCGACGAGGGCUGUGAUGGCGAUGGUUAUCACAAGAGCAAGACGAAACGGGUACGCACCACCUUCACCGAGGAGCAGUUGCAAGUGCUGCAGGCCAACUUCCAGAUUGACAGUAAUCCGGAUGGUCAGGAUCUGGAGCGGAUCGCCUCGGUAACUGGUCUCAGCAAGCGUGUGACGCAAGUGUGGUUCCAGAAUUCGCGGGCGCGUCAGAAAAAACACAUACAUGCUGGUAAGAAUAAAAUACGCGAACCGGAAGGAAGCUCAUUUGCGCGUCAUAUUAACCUGCAGUUAACGUAUUCAUUUCAGAAUAACGCACAGAACCCAAUGCAUAUGAACGGCUCUAAAGCGGGUCUAUACCCGACUCAUGAAUCCUCCAUGGAUGAAUUGUCGCAGGACUCGAGUGUGCAUUGCAUGCCCAGCGAGGUGUGACUAGAGCAAUCCUCGCCAGCUCGAGCCCAUCGAUAGCUGGCCACCCACAAACAAAAACAAAAAAUCGUCCUUUCCUAGUCAAAAUUUUAUGUAAAGCGUCCAUGAAGCAGAAAAUCGUGAAAACGAUCCAGAGAAAACGAUCCAGAAUUGAGAAAUGCAGUCCCAGUUUUUAAGCUUUGAGCAACCCAUGCGAACCCAUCGCCACACAUUAAAAUCUCAUCGAAAAAGACAUAGCAAACAAAAACAAACAACAAACAAACAAACAUUCCUGCAUUGUAGCGUAAUAAGCUGCAGCUUAGUUAAUUUAAUUUAAAUAAAAUUUAAAUUUAUUUUAGUUUAAUGUUCAGUAAUCAAUAAGUGUUUCCCCAUCAUUCACUUGAUAAAUUGAUAACUGCUUGCCAAGGCUCCUGUAAUAUAUUUAUGCGUAUGCCUAUGCCUAACCAAUCAUUGUCGUAUAUACCUACCAUGAGAAACGUUGUUAUUGUUUAUUUUCUUGUUUUUUAAAUGUAUAAAAACCAAUUUAAAUAUAGUACAUAUAUAUUUAGAUCUAUAGAUGUAUCCUAAACAUAUAGCUGGCCAGGCAAUUUGUAUAUAGUAAUGAUAGCCGAAAUUGAUAAGCAACGCAGAAAACAGUAAAUGAGAUGAAAUUAUACAGCUAAAAACUAACGUUUAGUUAACAGAAAUUAUAAAAAUACAAUUAAAGAUGAACCGAAAUCAAUUAAAAAAAGAAAAAACAAAUUAA
Messenger RNA from Drosophila elegans, 2131 nucleotides. RefSeq names its product LIM/homeobox protein Awh (gene Awh). NCBI's taxonomy places the organism in Eukaryota, Metazoa, Arthropoda, Insecta, Diptera, Drosophilidae. The record is from RefSeq and is a predicted model, not a curated record. Bases 562 to 1389 code for a protein of 275 amino acids. Gene Ontology annotation, molecular function: RNA polymerase II transcription regulatory region sequence-specific DNA binding; DNA-binding transcription factor activity, RNA polymerase II-specific. Gene Ontology annotation, biological process: regulation of transcription by RNA polymerase II; neuron differentiation. The transcript has 6 exons. Gene Ontology annotation, cellular component: nucleus.